Molecule: messenger RNA, 990 nt
Organism: Aureobasidium namibiae CBS 147.97
Lineage: Eukaryota; Fungi; Ascomycota; Dothideomycetes; Dothideales; Saccotheciaceae
Exons: 2
Source: RefSeq, a predicted model, not a curated record
CUUUCCAGGAUGCCACGAGAGCUCGUGCUACAGAUAGCCAAGUCUUUACCAACUGAGAGCAGCUAUUGUCUAGCACUCACCACGAGAAGCCUACUCUACGAUCCAGAGAUACGGAUUCUUGGUGGUCUGGAUACCGAGCGGACCGAACAUCACCGUCGCAGACUGCUGCCCUUGUUAGCCAAAGACUGGCCUGACAAGACCUUUUGCGAUUACUGCGCCAAAUUACACCCUCACAGAGACACACCCAAAGUAUGCAAGGACUGGCAGCGUUGGUCAUCUUGCCCUCGUAAAACAUUAGGCAUGUGGCUCCAUCUGGACCCUUGGGACUACCAUAUACAGUUCGAGGAUGUCUACAAGGUUAUGGAAAGCCAUCGCUCGGAGGCCAUGGAUUACAAGGAUAUGGAUGCUCUGGACUGCAAGAUAGAUCGACUCACUGAAUCUCACGAAGGAGUCAGAAAUCUGGAAAAACGCGCGAACAUCAACAAGGGAUGCUUGAAAAAGCUGGAUGUUGUGCCUCUGAUACUGGACGACUCCUUGAUCAUGACAACCACGCAGCGAAUGUUCUACCAGGCCGAACAGCGCGAUGAUUUGCUCAAGAACAGCAUCAGGCGGCAUGUCUUCAGGCCUUGUUCACAUUGGGAUUGGACGCCUGGAGAACCGGACGGUCCUCGCUGGUCGCUCAUGUCCAGUGUAGAAGAAUACAUCACUCAAAUCCUCCAUACGAAGACCACUCCACGCUCGAACAAAGAUAAUUUGUGUCUCUAUGUACAGAGUUUCGCUCCAAGUAAGUGCUAUAACUGCUCGACAGAGUACAGCUUCCGCGUCUGGAACCACGGUAAUCUCGGGAUCGAACUUUGCCUGGAGACCUGGACAAAGCUAGGCUCUUGUAGAAGAACCGGAGAGUUAUGGUGGCUCACUGCUGCACACCACACAUGCGACACAUAUAGUCGCGACCACUGUGCAGAGAUGCAACGGCGACUUCCAUUGUGA